Molecule: messenger RNA, 8361 nt
Organism: Cylas formicarius (sweet potato weevil)
Lineage: Eukaryota; Metazoa; Arthropoda; Insecta; Coleoptera; Brentidae
Exons: 6
Coding region: 3745-5715 (656 amino acids)
Source: RefSeq, a predicted model, not a curated record
CAAUUCGACGUCUGUUUGUGUUUUAACCAUUUGCGCAAUUAAAAACCACGAUUCGAAGUGAAACCGUUAAAAGAAAAUUUCAUGAACAUACAUUGAUAAAUCUAGACGAACAAUACACAGAUUGUUGGCGCAACGUAUUUAUUAAAUAUAAAGUAUAAAUUUUAUAACACAUUUGAUAAAGACGCGGUGUUGUAGAAACAACUGCCAUGUCAUAAUAUAUAAUUUCGUGAACAUCUGAACUUUUAGUUCUUAUUUAUUUUACUAAAUAAAUUUCAGUUUUCACUGAUCUAAAACGUGAGUAUUUGUUUUGUUAAAUUGCAAUUCCAAUAAAAAAUCUGACUAAGGGAAUAUAAAGAAAACAAUGCGUCUUAGAUUUUUAUGACACUUUUAAUCUCAAACAAAACCCAAAAAUAGAAAAGAUGCUGAACACAAGCGACAUCUCUCGGCAAUUGGACUUAUGAUCGCUAUAAACAACAUUAAUGUAAAAACUAAGUGAUUUCUCGAGUAGACUGGUUCCUUGUCUACGUAACUUUUUGGUAACCAAGUAAUUUGAAAUGGUGUUCUAAUUAUGGUUGCGUUAGAAAUUUGAUAAUUAUAUGGAAACACUCUUAAUUAUACCGCUAUCGCGUAAAUAAGUCGGUUUGCCAUCAGUGGCGGUUCCUCCAUAAGUGCACAUGUGCACGUGCACCCCCAAAUUUAAUGCCCGCUCGGAAAAAAAAUUAUUUAUGUAAUUAUAUCCUACAAUUCGCUUAAUCCUAUUUAUAAAAAAAACGAUUCAUCAAAAUUCAUAAAAUUGAAAUUAAUACAUAAAAAACUAGGAAUUUCUUAUCGGCCGUCACCGCGACCGCCGCGCCGGUAUAAAUCAUUGUAUAAACAAAACUCCAAACCCCCUUUGCCAGCAGCCGAUUCCGCCGAUCGUAAAAUGCUUCGUUCACUGCUCAUGGAACUAAUAGAUCUGAUUGGUCAAUCAUCCGCCGCCCGCACUCUUUGUUUCCCGCGGCGGUCUACCGAUCUAAGCUGGCCCGUGUGCACACGUAAUGAGUGCACUUGUAGUUCGCGUUUGCAAAUAUAAUAGCCGAUGACGCGUGCGUGUUGAAAAUUAGUAUUCGAAAAAUAGUUUUAAAACUCUGUUAAAAUGACGGACAAUUAUAACGUGCAAUAUUUAAAGACAAUUAAAUUUUCUUCUCUUCCAUUGGAAGAAAAAAUUAAAAUUAAAAGUGUUGGACGUCCCAAACCGAAUGUGUUAAUUAUUAAUACAACUAAAUGCAAAAAUCGAGAAUAUAAACGUACUUUUAAAAUAGAAAUGUAUGAAAAAACUGACUGGUUGUGCGGGUGUGAUGUGAGUAAUAGUCUCUACUGUUUUCCAUGCUUAUUAUUUUCAAGCGAUCAGGCAUCAGAUCCAUCAGAAUGGACAAAAUCCGGAGUAAAAGAUUUAGUUCAUUUAUCCGAAAAAAUUAAAAAACAUCAGAAUUCUAAAUCACACUUAUCUGCCAAAUUAGGAUUUAAUUUAUUGGGAAAACAAGAUAUUAGACAGCAAUUAAAUAGUGUCUAUCGUUUAGGCAUAGAAAAACAUAAUGUCCAAGUAAAAAAUAAUAGAUAUGUUUUAUCAAAAAUUAUAAACUGUGUAAAAUUUUGUGGUGCGUUUGAACUUGCCCUCCGCGGACAUCGCGAAAAAGAAGAUUCUGUAAACCCUGGUAUAUUUAGGGGACUCAUUAAUUUUUCUGCUGAACUGGAUAUAGCACUGAGGGAUCAUUUGCAGCAAGCCACCAUAUUUAAAGGAACAUCAAGACAUUCAGAACGAUUUAUUGGAAUGUAUGCUCUCUGUUUGUCAGGCACAUAUCAAAAAAGAAAUUGCGGCAUCAAAAUUUGUAUCUAUUAUGAGUGACGAAACCAGUGAUAUUUCAAAUAUUUUUCAAAUGGUUAUAGUUUUCCGUUAUACAUUACCGAAUGGCAGCCCCGUUGAGAGAUUUUGGACAUUUGUAAAAUCAAAUGAACAUGAUGCUGUUGCCUUAGCUGGCUGCAUAGAAGAAGCGUUAAAUUAUGUUUUAAAAAAUCCGGAUCAAUUAAUUUCCCAAAGUUAUGAUGGAGCAAGCGUCAUGAGUGGCGCUCAAGGUGGUGUUCAAAAACUUAUUAAAAAUAAAUUUAAAUACGCUCAUUACAUCCACUGCUAUGCACACCAGUUAAAUUUAAUAAUGUCUCAGGCAACAAGCAUAAAUACAAAUGCACGCAUUUUUUUUGCCGAACUUAGUGACAUUACUAAUUUUUUUUCAAAUUCACCACAAAGAGUUGCGAUACUGGAUGAAGUGGUUGGAAAUAGAGUUCCAAGUGCAUCUGCUACCAGGUGGAACUUCAAAAUUAGAACUGUGAAUACCGUAUAUGAAAACCGGAAGGCACUUAUAGAGUGUAUGGAAAAAAUACAAUCCACAUCCAGACAAUCCGAUACAAUCACGAAGGCAGGCGCACUUUUAAGAUUAUUGUAUGAUCCUAAGUUUAUUUUUUGGUUAUCCGUUUUUCAUCGAAUAAUGCCUCACGUCAAUAUUUUAUAUUCACAACUGCAAAAAAGAUCAACUGAUUCGGUAACCGUAAAAAGAUGUAUUAAUGAAUUUGAAAAAAAUAUACAGAAAGAACGGGAGACAAUUCACACCAUAAAGGAAAUUGAAUUAGCAAACAUGGAUGAAAGUCAAACUAGAAAAAGAAGAAAGACAGAAGAGAGGCAUUCUUAUGUUUCUACGAUUGUGCAAGCCAAGGAAGUAUGUGAUACUAUACUUGCAGAAAUCAAAAGAAGAUAUUCAUUCACUGGCCAUUUGGAAGUAGCGCACUUAUUUUCAGUUGAAAAUUUCGAGAUAUUUUCAACUAAUUUUCCCACCAAACACUUAAAUUCAGCAAUUAUGAAUUUUUCUUUUCUGAACAAAGAUAAAUUGAAGACGGAACUGGAAAUAAUCUACAAAAGAUCAGAUUUUAGAGAAGUUUCAGGAGCAGUCCACCUACUUAAAUUUUUAGUUGAAAAUAAUUUGCAAACAGAUUUCUCAGAGACUUUUUCAGUACUACAAGCAAUUGUUACGAUGCCAAUGACAACUGCAGAAGCGGAACGUUGUUUCUCCACAUUAAAAAGAAUUAAAACUUUUCUUAGAAGUACAAUGGGUGAAAAUAGGUUGACUGCCCUCGCAAUGUUAUCCAUUGAGAAACAAAUGAUUCAAGAAAUUCCAAAUUUUAAUGAAUUAGUGAUUGAAGAAUUUAUCUCGAAGAAGGACAGACGUAUUGAUUUUCAAUUUAAAACGUGUUUGUGAAAUACAAAAUCUUUGAUAAAAACUAUUACUUAUGUACAUAAAAACAUUUUUUUUUUGCGAGGCCAAAGUUAGUACUCAUCGGUGACAGCAGGGUAAGUUAUUUAUUAUUAUUUUUUUAAUUGAGAUAUAGUUUUCUAUUAUUGAUUGGCCUUUGAAUAACGCAAAAAAAUUUUUCGGCGUCGUCGCGUGGCCGCCAAUUUUUUGAUUUUACGUUGUGCACCCCCUAAAUAUGGAACCACGCGCCGCCGCUGUUUGCCAUUAAGUUACUGCCGUUAAUGCUAGUUGUUAUCGGUUACACUUUAUUUAUCCGGUUGCAUUUUCUUUUUGGUUUUCGCUUUCACUGACAUUUUUUUGCCGUGCUUGACCCGAAAAUAACAAAACUAAUUAUUUCUCAAGCAUAAUAAGAUUAAAAUUUCGCAACAUUUUUUUCUAGAAAGCAACAAGGGGGAGUGAUAAAAUGCAAGAAUUCGGCUGCACAGCAAACCUGCACAGGAAAAUAUUUUUUGUUGUUUUUGUUACGAGUGUUUCGAUACUGAUGAUUUCGUAUUAUGAUUCGACGAAGUUAAUUAAUACCCAGAUGUUUUUCACUACACCCGAGAACGAAUCAACAAACAAUGGCACUAAGUAUCUCGUAUCGACGUCGAAGUGCAAAAUUGUGGAUCUAGACCCCUUCUCCAAAGAUGCCAAACGAUAUUUCAAACCUUUGAAAUAUAAGUCUUGUUCGCAACACAGGCUAUUAACUUAUGUGACAAAAGAAGACAAUAUAUCUACGCUAAAUGUUGAUAAGGACCUAAUUCCAGUAUAUACUAGCAAGGAUGUCAAGUGUUGCUAUUCCAACGUCACCAGAUUUGUGCCGACAAAUAAUCCUGAUAGUUCCAUCAAAAUAUCAGACUGUAAAACAUUCUCGAGUAAGGUUCAAAUUUUGACAGACGCGGUGUUAGUGAAAUGUACAGAGAGUCGAGCAGACAAAAAAAUCUACGAAAAUGUCCACACGUCAGUCAGAAUAACGGACGAGGUUCAGAAAAAAAUAAACAAUACCGACAAUGGUGCGAAGCUUCCGAGCGUACUUUUCAUCGGUAUUGACAGCAUUUCGCGCCUAAACUUCUUAAGGACUAUGCCCGACACCUACAAAUACGUAAACGACCACGGAUGGUUAACCCUGGAUGGAUACAACAAAAUGGACGACAAUACAUUUCCAAACCUAAUGGCGAUAUUUACGGGAUACAAUCAGAGUCGCGCUUACGAAGUGUGCAACCCAAAAGUUGCUGGAAUGCUGGAUGAAUGCCCAUUGUUAUGGUUCACGUACGGCAAGCUCGGAUACAUCACGGCAUACGGAGAAGACGAGGGAGCCAUUUCCACGUUUAAUUACAACAAAAAAGGAUUUAUAAAGCCGCCGGCAGAUUAUUACUAUCGUCCGUAUAUUCUGGCGACCGAGAAAUUGCCAAAGACAGGCCUGAACGGCAUGAAUUACUGUACGGGUCCGGAAACCGCAGGCGAACGAAUACUGAACCUAAUCAAAGAUUUCACCAUAACCUUAAAGGAUUAUCCCACUUUCGGUAUAUUCUGGAUGAACUCGUUCAGCCACAACGAAAUCAAUUCGCCCAUGAUGUUGGACAAUAAAGUUAAGUUGACGUUGGAAGAGUUGGGCAACAACGGAAUAUACAACAACUCGUUGGUGAUAUUUCUGAGCGACCACGGUAUGCGCUUCGGCGACAUCCGACUCACCGAGACCGGCUGGUUAGAGGAAAGACUGCCGUUUAUCUAUUUCUCAUUUCCCGCCGACUUUAAAGAGAAAUUUCCAACGGAAUACAACAAUUUUUUAAACAACAGGAACAAACUGACCACACCUUACGAUUUGUACAUGACCCUACAGAAUAUUCUGGUGCUGUAUAAAAUGAACUAUACCGUCAGCGGUAGCGACGCUUGUCCGAAUUGUACGUCGCUGUUUGCCGAAAUCGAAACGGAAAGGUCUUGCGAGGAUGCCGCAAUCGAACAGCACUGGUGCACCUGCGCGGGCUAUACCGAAACGAUUUUGGACCCGACCGUGCACAAGUCAUUAUCAACGUUCGUCGAGGAAAAACUUCAUCAGAUUACAUCCAACACAUCGCGCGGAGGAGGAGACGGCAAGUGUGCCAAAUAUAUCGUAGUCGAGUUCAUAAGUACGAGACUGUCCCAUAAACUAACCUACAAAAGCAGUACGUAUAUAUUAGUUAGUUUUAAGACGGAACCAAAAGCAGUAUUCGAGAUGACUAUAAAAUACGACGGUGAUAUUAGGCUCGGUAAUUUUACAUCUAGUGAUAUUAGUAGAUUGGAUUCGUAUAACGGUCACAGCAAGUGCGUAGACGACGCGUUCCUUAAGAAAUACUGCUACUGUAUUAAAUCUCGCGAGCGAAUAUUUUUGUAUGGAAUGUUAAUCGUCUUUCUUUGAAGUACCCGAAACCUUGUCAGCUGCAUCAACCUGUAAGUAUCGAUUCGCCACGGGAGAAGUCUUGCCGCCGGGAAAUUUCCGAGGCUACGGGGCUUAUUGUAUUAAAUAUGUAUUACUUGAAAUGCGCAGGUACGAUCCAAGGAAACCACCAGCCGGUGGCGAUUAGAAAAAACAUCCAGUGUGACCACCCCUGGAAACUAAAGUUUUAAAAUAUCAAAAUGGAAAACAAAUUAUUAGUUUUUGUUUUUGUAAAUCGCGGGACUGGAUUUACGUUAUAAACACUCAUUUGUAAGACGCCAGCAGACGAAUUGUUGACGUCUCCUUGAUUGCGGUAGGGAAUGGAUAUUAUUGGGCCCAUAUGGCUUCACGUCUAACAAAAGGUUAGAACAUUCCCAUGUAAUGUAUUCUAUCGUCUUCCUGUUCGUACAGCCUACAUAUAGAGGUGCUACUUUCGUUCCGAAAGUUUAGAACCUUCCUUCCUUCCUUGGUAGUAUACUAGAAUCAAUUCUGAUGUGAAACGUGACUUAUACAAUUAUAGAAUUUGUGGUUUUUCCAGUGACAAUAUAAUUUAAAGAAUGGUAUAAUGCUUUGAACUUUUUCUGAAAAUUUUUAUUUAUUUUUUAUUAAAAUUUGAAUGCUCAUGUUCAUAGCGGUUAUGAAUCCAGUGGUGCUUGCCUUGUAUUAAACACUAUUUAUGCUAUAUCAAGCAAAAACUGUUUCGAACUCGUUUGAAAAAUAUUAUUUUAAAAGAACGCUUCCAAUUUAAACAGUGCACGUUGUAUAUGUGCGACAUAUGCAAUUUAACUCGUUUGCUCCAUACUUAGGUAUAAUUACGAUUGGAGGAUAGUUUCUUUUCUUUUAUUCAGGGUGACGUUAUUUACUGAACAUGUACAAGAUUAACUAGAACUCAUCUGUGGGACUUUUAUGUAAAAAACAAAAACAAAAAAUAAUUAUCCAAAAAUGUCUGUCUACUGUACCGUAUACGGGAUUUUUGAGAUCUAGAUAGAAAUAGUAUUUUAGUUAGUCCAAAAGUUUAAUUAUAAUAAAUAAUGAGAAACAGCUGACCAUUUUCUUAGAACGUGCAUUGCUGUGCAUUUCAAAGAAGUACUGCCUCUGCCUAUACUGAUUUGCAAAAUCAAAAUUGAUGGAAAAAUUGAAGCUUAAUGAAGAAAGGUAUUUUAAAUUAUUAGAUAGUUAUAGUUUUUAAUUAAUGAAUGUGAGAACUGAUACAACGAUUUUGUAUAAUUCUUCCCUGAUAUAUGCUUAUCAUUAUUUCACUAGAUAUAGUUUUCCAUAUUGACACAUUCCUCUUUUAAUUUGUUUCUAAUGAAGCUCUGAAAAAAUUAAUACAGAAUUCAAUUGAAAAUGUUUAAUUUUGUUAGAGCUAUAAAGCUAUCAUUGUAGUCAUAUAGUUGUUAGAUAACAUAGGGCCGUAAAUACCCUAAAAUUGGGUAUGGGGCGGCUAAGACAUUUUCGUAGAGAUCUUCAACGCAUGCUCCUAAGUUUUACUUUGAGCUAUUUUCGUUCUAAACAACCACCUAUACACAGUUAACUCGUUUUUUCAAUAAAAUUUUAAUAUUAUCUGUGUAUAUUCGUCCAUGUUGUGUGGACAUGCGCACCAUAUUGAAUGUUCCUUCCCAACGUUUUUGGUUAGAAAAAUGCGUAUGUUAUCCGCAUAGCCUAUGCGUUAUAUUAGUGAUGAUGUAAUACCGGCCAUUUUGAUUAGCAAGAAAUCAAUUUGCCGUAAACUUCUUGAGAGUGUUUCAUGUUUUUUGUGUCUUAAUUAUUACAGACAUUCUUUUUAAUUAUUUUUCAAUAGUAUAAAAUAAUAGGUGUAACCUACAAUCACAAUUACCCUCAUAUAGUUAGCUUAAAUAUGCUGAAAACUUAUUGGGACUACUAAUAUUUCUCGUUGUUUGUCGUUUUCGUCGUUUUCAUUAAAAUACUUUAACUGGUUCUUUCAUUUGCAAUUUCAAUAUAUUGAUAAUGUUAUUGCUAAUGAUCACGAAUUCUGUUUGUUUGGAUUCUAAACGUCGACAGCUCUCAAGGAAAAAGGCCGUCCUACGUCACACUAUGUUAUCUAAUAGGUGCUUUUAAAAGUCCAACAUAUCAUUUUUGUUUGUUAUUCUAUUGGCCCAAUUUAUGUACAGUAUAUCCUAGAUACGUAUAUUUAUAGAAUAUAACAAAAUAAGUCUGAAAAAUACUCUAAUAGGAAAUUAGAUAUAUAAACAUAUUUAUCGUUAAAAAUUAAGAUGCAGUUUAUUAUAUAUUUUACCCAAUACGUUUUUGUGAUACAAUGAAAUUGUUAUUUUUAUCUUUUCCAUGGUAGAAGUAUGGCGAUUUUUAUAUCACCGAUUUCUUAUGCAAACUGUUUAAAACUUAGGCUCAGAUUAUGCUCUUCUACAGCUUACGUCACAAAAUUAAAUCAGUGUUAUAGAUGUGUGUGACUUCUAAUUUAUCAAAAGAUCCAUCGAUGCGAAUCUUCUUCAUCUUAUAUCGGCGUAAGAAAUCUGUGCUUCCAACCAAAGUUGAUAGUGGCGUUCAAGUUUCGUCAUUUGCUAAAAAGUGGCCCCGAAUACUUAUUUUAUUGUAAAUGUCUAGUCAAUCUUUUGCAAAUACACGUGAAUAAAAUAUGUUUUUAUUUCA